Molecule: messenger RNA, 6643 nt
Organism: Thunnus maccoyii (southern bluefin tuna)
Lineage: Eukaryota; Metazoa; Chordata; Actinopteri; Scombriformes; Scombridae
Gene: mcf2la
Product: mcf.2 cell line derived transforming sequence-like a
Exons: 32
Coding region: 5-3589 (1194 amino acids)
Biological process (GO): positive regulation of Rho protein signal transduction; intracellular signal transduction
Cellular component (GO): extrinsic component of membrane; cytoplasm
Molecular function (GO): protein binding; guanyl-nucleotide exchange factor activity
Source: RefSeq, a predicted model, not a curated record
GCGGAUGAUACUCUUCUCUCUACCUGUGGAGAUGAAGACGGUGAAGGUGGAAGUGGAGAACAGGCAGAGGGACGGGAUGAGGGAACGUACGGGAGGAGAGAGGUUUACCUGCAUCUCACUGGAGGAGAUGGGGAGCUACUACAGAUACACCCAGUGCUGUCAACAUCUGCGUAAUGACAUUCUGCAGAGGGAGGAUGGCCCCCUGUUCGCGGCAGAAAUUGGCUCUGAACUCCAGAAACAGUUUGCCAUCCUGCCAGGGGGCCGCGGGAUAAACGGAAGCCCUAUCAUCGUCUUCCCAGAAUUCCCAACUUUCAGUGAGCUGGAAGAGGAGGAGAUCCAAAAUGUCCUGAGCUACCUCACCAGCGUUCCCAGUGUUGCAGCAUCCGGAGUGGGUUUCAUCCUGGUCAUCGACAGACGACUGGACCGAUGGGCCGCUGUCAAGGCUACCCUGCUCCGCAUCGCAGGCUCAUUUCCAGGGAUCUUGCACUUGGUUCUGGUGUUGCGUCCCACUACAUUGCUCCAGCGGACACUGUCGGACUUCCUGUUCAAGUACAACAAGGAUGAGUUCAAAAUGAAGGUGGUGAUGCUGAGUUCGGUGACUGAGCUCCACGCCUAUAUUGAUCCAGGACAACUGACCACAGAGCUGGGAGGAACGCAGGAAUACUGCCAUGACAGCUGGAUCUCACAUCGCACUGCCAUCGAGGCGUUCGCUCUCAUGGUGAAGACCACGGCUCAGACCCUGCAGGCCUUUGGCACUGAGCUCGCAGAGACAGAAUUACCCAAUGAUGCCGAGGCCACCACCAACCUGCUGCACACACACACUCUGAAGAAGGAUAAAAUGAAGGAGGACCUGCAGGUGGCACUGUCUCAAGGGGGACGCCUGUUGGAGUGUAUCAAUGAGCCUCUACAGACAGACCCUGAAUACAACAUGACCCACGAUGAGCUGGAAAACUUAGCUACUGUACAGAGACUCCUGGGUCAGCUGGACGAAACAGAGACAGCGUUCGAUGAUUUCUGGGAGCGUCACCGCACCAAGCUGGAGCAGUGUUUGCAGCUCCGCCACUUUGAACAGCACUUCCGUGAAGUGCGUGCCCAGCUUGAUGUGACAUUGGAGCGGUUAUCAGGCUUUUCUGAGGUCAGCGUAAGCCCUGUCCAUGCCGAGCAUGUCCUCCGAGAGCUCAAUGGGCAUGAGGAAAAGGCCUGUGAGGUACUAGACUAUGCCCUGUCCUUGGCCGGCGAAGGUGACAGGCUGAUAGAAAACUCCCACUAUGCUGAGGACUCCAUCAGGCCGAAGUGCAUCGAGCUGAGAGGAGUGUGUGAGGAGAUCAGCUCCACUCUGAGGAGCAAGAAGAGCCUCCUGCUCCGGGCGAUGGAGCUGCACCACGCUCUGGAGAAGGCAUCACGGUGGUGUGAGGAGGGCAUCUUCUUGUUGGCCAGCCAACCAGUGGACCGCUGUCAGUCUCAGGAUGGAGCUGAGGCAGCUCUGCAAGAACUGGAGCGAUACCUGGACACAGCACCACUACACACCCUCACUGACCGCAGCGCCAUCUGCUGCCAGUAUGAGGCGGUGCUCACUACUCAGCUCAGGGACCAGAUAGAGAAAGUUUUCCAGAAGCAAAGCUCUGUCCAGGAGAUGUUCGAGAAGAGACGUGUCAGCCUGAAGAAACUUGCCGCCAAACAGACCAGACCAGUGCAGCCAGUGGCACCAAGACCUGAAGUGAAGUCUCCACAGUCCUCUCCCAAUCAACAGAGAAAAGAGAGGAGAUACUCUGCGGAUAAUACCAUCUGCAAAAAGGUGGAGUCUCCCGUACAUAACGGUAGCACCAGACAUGCUUCUCUGUCAGAAGAAGAAGAAAACCUGGCAGUGCUGAGACGCCACGUGAUGAAUGAACUGCUGGAGACAGAGAGAGCGUAUGUGGAGGAGCUACUGUGUGUGCUGGAGGGCUAUGCAGCAGAGAUGGAAAACCCUGCCAUGGCUCACCUCAUCCCCAGCACCCUGCUCAGCAAGAAGGACGUCCUGUUUGGAAACAUGCCUGAAAUCUACCAGUUUCAUAAGAGGACGUUUCUAAAGGAACUGGAAGCGUACACUGACUAUCCUGAACUAGUGGGCCGCUGCUUUUUAGAAAGGAUGAAGGACCUGCAGAUCUACGAGGCUUACUGCCAGAAUAAACCUCGCUCAGAGAGCUUGUGGAGACAGUGCUCUGACUGUGCCUUCUUCCAGGAGUGCCAGAAGAAGCUGGAACAUAAACUUGGUUUGGACUCCUACCUCCUUAAACCCGUCCAGAGAAUCACCAAGUACCAGCUACUGCUGAAGGAGUUGUUGAAGUACAGUAAGGGCUGUGAUGGCUGUGAUGACCUACAGGAAGCUCUCUCCUCCAUUCUGGGGAUCUUGAAAGCUGUGAACGACUCCAUGCACCUCAUCGCCAUCACAGGAUACGAGGGCAACCUGUCAGAGCUUGGUCGUCUGCUGAUGCAGGGCUCCUUCAGCGUGUGGACAGAGCAUAAGAAAGGUCACGCCAAGGUCAAGGACCUGGCCAGGUUUAAGCCCAUGCAGAGGCACCUGUUCCUGCACGAGAAGGCCCUGCUCUUCUGUAAGAGGAGAGAGGAGAACGGGGAAGGCUACGAGAAAGCUCCGUCUUACAGCUUCAAACACUCCCUCAGUAUGAGUGCGGUGGGCAUUACAGAGAACGCUAAAGGAGACAACAAGAAGUUUGAGAUUUGGUGUAACUCCAGAGAAGAAGUUUUUAUAGUUCAGGCUCCAACACCUGAGAUUAAAACAGCAUGGGUGAACGAGAUCCGCAAAGUUCUGACCCAACAGCUCAAAGCCUGCAGAGAUGCCAGCCAGCAGAAAAGCUCAGACUCUGUUUCCCCGACUCCUACCAGCAACAACAGCUCCAUCUCCCUCAGUCCCUUUCGUAGCAGCACUCAGAAGAACCAGAAGAAGCAAGAGGAGAAGAAGGUGGAACCAAGUCCGAUCUCUGACACAAACUCCUCUUCUUCGCCGAAACACAAAGAUGAACCGGUGACCAGUCCGACCACUGACAGGUCCUCAGUGGCUAAAAAGCGUUUUACUUUGCAGGGCUUCAGCAAUCUCAAGAGUCCGAAAGGCUCAGCCCUGAGCCCCGAGCACAGCUCCAAACGCCACUUGGUCAAGAGUGACCCCACUCCGUUUGGGUUCAAAGGUUGGAACAAAGCGUCUCUCUCGGUGGACGCCUCAGAAGAGAAUGAUGGGUACUCCAGCGGCGAGGACCCUAUGAACUCUGACCCUGAGGACGAAGUUGGAAAGAAGCUGGCCCCAGGAAAGUAUACAGUGGUUGCGGACUGCGAGAAGGCGGGACCUCAGGAGCUGUCUGUUAAGAGCGGAGAUGUGGUCCAGCUAAUCAGAGAAGGAGAGGAGGGACAGUGGUUUGUGAAGAACCUUCGCAGCAGUAAGGAGGGCUGGGUGGCUGAGGCAAACCUCCUCAGCCUCAUCUCAGAGUCCAAGUCAUCCCAGUCACUCAGCAGCUCAGAUGACAGCGUCUCUGGAAACCUCAGCACUUCCUCCAGCUGCAGCGAGACCUACACCAGCUAUUCUGACAUCAAACCCUGACCUGCGAUCAGUCACUGUCCCGGCUCCCGUCCCCCACCAGCUUAAACCAUUUCCAGGUGGAAUUACAAAACUGGAAGUUGACUCUGACAGGAGGACACAAUCAAAAUGUUCCUUUCAUCUCACAGUUGGCCGCAUCCAACCGAAAAACCAAAACUAUCACUGCAUCUGCGAAUGUUACCGGCUGAGUGUUAACAACACCCACCUUUCUGUGGAUAUUUACAGUCACCUGUCAGUCUAUUUGUACAUGAAAAAUAGCUUAUUUUCACCCAGCAGUAUUAUAUUAUCAUUUGAUUUUUAAAAAACGCAAACAAUCAGAUUGAUAGAUAUUGAAUAUCAGCUAUUUGCAACCAUGAUUCAAAAAUAUCAGCAUGCUGCUAAUUUUAAGUGUAGGUAUUUUCAUUCCAGUGACAGAAACUUCAGAUAAUAAAAAUAUCAGGGAGAAAUGAUCUGUCACUUCCUGUCAGGCCUUCUUUAAAAAUCACACUCUGUAAACUACAGUACAGAGAAAAGCUGAAUGUUUCAGUUUAAUAAGUCACUGAACAGUUGUUCAGUGCCGUAUUUAAUCCUUGUGAUUAUGUAGCAUAUUAAAGUGGACAAAUUCAAAGAAUAUCUGCUCUAAAUUAGUCAAACCCCUACAAGUCGAUCAUAUCACAGCACAGCAACAGAUUCUCUGGUGUGAAUCCUCUACAGAUACUAUCAGACUGGUAUUUCACAUGAUACAUCAGACAUUAAUCGUACACUGUGAAAACUGGCAGCUGGCUGCAACAAGAAAAAAAAAAAGAAAAGCUUUCAGUGCGUCUUGGAGCAUCACUGAACAGGUCAGAUGUUCAGGGCAUGUUACUGUAAGUCUUGUAAUCUUUUUGGACAUAAAGUGUGCUGAAUCCCUGUAGUGUCUGGCAGGCCAGUGAUGUUAAAGAAGUUUAAUUUCCAUUCAAGAAUGCUGUAUUCAUCCCACAUGGAAAAGAUUGUUAACAUGCGCUUCCCUUAACCCCGGCUUUAUGGUAUUAACUUCAACUGAGACACAGCGUCAAAAGUGUCACUUGGUGAAUGUCUUAAAUGCAGAUUAAGAACAUAAACAACAGAACCAUCUAAUUUGACCAACUUUCCUUAUCAUGUGAAGCGAGCGCAGCAACAGCCGUCACACUUUUGAGAUCAAUCCUCCACCGUCACCACCAGCACUCCCUGGUGGCCACAUGUCUCGCACUCCUCCAGCUACACAUACCCAUCGCUUACACAGAGAGCGGCAGCUUGGAACAACUUUUGAACCUCGUUCUUUUGAGAGUGAUUGUCUAACUCGCCUCUGCACUGCUCUGGAUUUACCUCUCAGGAAGCCCCAGAAGUCGUUUGGGCAGGCAGGUGUGACUGCAUGCCUGCUUGUGUCGACUUAAUGUCUUUGUGUGUGUGCGUUCUUGCACAUAUAUGUGCUUCAGAACAAAUACUUAUGUCACAAACAUCCAGAAAGGCCACAGAUAUCAGCUGAAAUAGUUUUACAUGCAAAGUCCCAUUUAAGGAUAUAUAAUUCUUAUGCAUUCAUCUGAUGGAUUAACUUCUAGUCAGGUAAUCUUUAUUGAAAUUUUGGUAAAACAAAUAGCUACAGUCUCACAUAAAUCUCAAUAUUCUGCAUAUUUAGCUGGUUUUUGUCUCAUGGCCACUCUGCUUACCUAUCUUUGGUCUGCACUGCUGGAACAAAAGCAGGCUUUGUCCCGUCACUCUGCUCCCAGCCCCACUCAGGCAUGUGACAGUAGCCACUUCUCUACAAGCAGGGCUUACCAGGGCCCAGACCUGCUCGACAUGUUUGCACCACCAGCCUGAGAGCAAUAUUUGUUUACUUGACAUCGUAAUGUAGCUGAGUAAUCAUCACAGGCGGGUAAGAAGGUGGAAAAAAAAAAAAAAGAGAGACAAAAGUCUAAUUUUAGGCCCAUAGUGGAAAUCAGGAUGUUGAUACAGCUUGAUAGCACACUUCUGAUAACCAGCUGCUUUUUUCUUUCUCUCUUCAACACACACACACACACAUACAUAAGGAACUUGUGCUAUUCUGAACACUGAAUGACACCUCCUCUCUUACCUUGUUUUCCAAGGGUAAACAUGUUUUUUAUAACCUAUGAUUUCUACUGUAUCCGCAAGGCGCACUGUAAAAUUAUCUCUUCCUUUUACCCAUCCUUAAUGUUGAAUGUGUGACCCUGUUAUUAAACAGAAACAUACCAAGUGCAACACACUGUUCCACUGAAACCAGCCCCACCUGUUUAUUACUUAAUAUGGGCUGUAUUUGUCCACUGGCUUAACAGAAUCAUGAUCUGUGCUUUUGACUACUUUCUUGAGCUGUUUUUUGUUGAGAACCGCUUCUCAAAUUCUUCAAAACGCAUGUCUUCCCUGAGAAAGAAAAGAUUCUUCUCCAGAAAAAAAGGAAGAAACUAGUUUACAGGCUUUUCGGUGUUAAACUGUGAGCUAAACCAGAGAGUAAACUGUGGCUGGCAUUAUGUGUUGAUCAGUGUAAGUUCUGUAAGACUGAUAAAAUGUAUGUUACAUAUGUACAGAUGUGUCCUCUCUUAUACCUCACAUUGUUUUCCUCGAGAGCAUGUAAAAAUUGUGAAGGGGAUUGUUUUUGUGAGUCUCUUUGUCUCUCUGUAUAUCAUCAUUCUUUGUGGCAUAUUCUUCAUAGCCCCGGUUUUAAACCUGACUGAACAAGGCAAAUAUUUUUUACCAGGCAUUGUUGUAUAUUGUGAGAGUUUAUUUUCUGCCCUCUUAUGAAAGCUGACACGGGCACUAAACUUGUCAGUGUUUUGAUCAUGGUCACACAAUGAAGCUUAUUGAGUUCUUUGUACUUUUGACUCGGAGGCUGGAGAGAUGAGAAGGGUUAUAUAUUUUUUAGUUUCUUUUUAUGCAGCACAUUGCAGCAACCACUUUCUAUUAUUUUCCUAUUGUAUAUCUACUGAGUAUGGUGUUGAUAUAAAGAUAUUAUAAUGAGACGUAUCUGUGUAUAUUUGUAAAUAUGUAAUUCUGAAUUGUAUGUAAAAUGAAAAGCAGCUUUAAUAAAGUCUGAGAUGGUUUCCUCUA